Messenger RNA from Humulus lupulus (European hop), 858 nucleotides. RefSeq lists its product as uncharacterized. The transcript has a single exon. The record is from RefSeq and is a predicted model, not a curated record. Lineage: Eukaryota; Viridiplantae; Streptophyta; Magnoliopsida; Rosales; Cannabaceae. Bases 1 to 858 code for a protein of 285 amino acids.
AUGACUGACUCAAAAAUUCACCUACCCACAACAGUAACUAACAUCAAGUCAGCCAUUCCUAUUACAUUAGAUUUUGAAUCUGCCCAGUACAAUAAUUGGGCCACUCUGUUCCAAAUUCAUGCCCGACCGAACCUUGUCAUCGACCAUAUUAUUCCACCAGCCACCACACAACCUUCUUCUCAAACUCCACCAAAAACCAAUGCAGAAUCGGCAGCAGAAAAGGCUCAAUGGGAUCGUCUUGAUAACAUUGUCCGUCAAUGGAUUUACGCAACGAUAUCCAAUAAUAUCCUCAACACCAUAAUCGAUCCCAAUGACACUGCUCACGAUGCUUGGAACCGUUUGGCAGACUUGUUCCAGGACAAUAAAGUCUCUCGGGCUGUCAUGCUUGAGAAGGAAUUUACUACCACUCACUUAAGCAAUUUCCCUGAUGUUAACGCGUUUAUACAACGACUCAAGACUCUUGCUGAUCAGUUGGCCAAUGUUGGAGCCAAAGUCUCAGAUGCGCGCCUAGUUCUCUGUCUUCUCGGUGGCUUAACGGAGACUUAUAGCAACUUUGUGACAGUCUUCCAAAAUAAAAAACCUCUGUCGUCUUUUGCCACUGCAUGCUCAAUGAUUCGUUUGGAGGAAACCACCGCAAUUGAGCGUGCCAAAUUGGAAUCAAGUUCGAACACUGCCCUCGUUAUGAAUUCUAAUAAUUCAACUUCUGAUAAUGGACAACAGGAUCAUUCUUCUCAACAUCGUAAUUCAAACAACCGACCCAAGAAAACUAAUUACAAGGGUCGUGGUGGCGGUAAUAGCCGCAACCGCAGUGGUGGAAGAGGUGGUGCUGACAACCGCAACCAGCCGCGGCAGCAAUAA